CUCUGCAGUAACAGUAACAUCUCAUCUAAAUACGAGGACAUCAUCUCCAGAAGUGUUCUGCUGCAUCCAGGACCUCCUGCUGUCUACCAGCUGAGAACAAAGAAAGAGAAGAUUGGAACUCUGACAAGAAAAACUGUUGGAGAAAAAAAUGUGAACCAGAUCAAUAAAACCAUCUUAGUUGUGGGAGAAACAGGAGCAGGAAAAUCUGCUCUGAUCAAUGCUCUGGUCAACUACGCCAUGGGAGUGAAGUGGGAGGAUGAGGUCUGGUUUCAGAUCGUAGAGGAGGAGGAGAGAAGUCAGUCAGAAAGUCAGACAUCAGAUGUGAUCGUAUACCAGGUUUUUGGUUUUGAAGGUGAAGCUCUGCCCUACUCUCUGACCAUCAUCGAUACUCCUGGAUUUGGAGACACCAGAGGACCUGAACAAGAUGCCAUCAUCAGUCAAAGGUUGUUGGACUUGUUUAGAUCAGAUGAUGGAGUUAAUGAAGUCAAUGCAGUGGGUCUGGUGCUGAAGGCGAGUGAUUAUCGACUGAGUGACCGACAGAUAUACGUCUUCAACUCAGUGAUGUCUCUGUUUGGAAAAAACCUGGAGAAAAACAUCGUAGCUCUGAUCACACACUCAGAUGGAGGAAAACCUGAAAAUGCUCUUCAGGCUCUGGAAGCUGCAAAAGUCAAAUGUGCCAGAAAUGAGAAGGAUCAGCCUGUUCACUUCCUGUUUAAUAACCAACAGAAAACCCAGAGAGGCACAGAAGAAAAAACUAAAGCUACUUUAAAACAUUCAUGGGACAUAACAAAGGAAGGAAUGAGUGAGUUCACAGCCUUCCUGAACAGAACCGGACCUCUGAAGCUGAUGACAACAGUUGAAGUGUUGAAUAAACGAGUCAGACUGGAAGCCCGUGUCCAAAACCUGCAGGAGAGAAUCAAGUUUAUUGAAGCAAAGCAGACAGAAAUCAGUCAGACUGAAGAAGCUCUGAAGAAACAUGAAGGAGAGAUGAAGAAGAACCAGGAGUUCACUGUGGAAGUUGUUGAACCCUACAAAGAGAAAGAAAAAAUUAGAGGUGGGAUGUGGAAGUUGGUGUUUUAUGAAGGAGCUGUCUGCUGUACAGUCUGUGAAGAGAACUGUCACUAUCCUGGAUGUACAAUGGCCUGGUAUCCUGAACACUGUGAGGUCAUGAAAGGUGGACGCUGCACCUCAUGUACCAACAAGUGUCCUGCAUCAGAUCAUGUGAAAGAAAAGUGGAGAUAUGUGCCCAAGACAAGGAGAGUGAAGAAGACUCUGGAAGACAUGAAACUGAAGUAUGAAGAGAAUCAGAAAGAAAACCAGAAGAAGUCGAGUCUUUUGGAGAAACUGAAGAAAGAAAUGGACCAGCUGACAUCAGAGAAAACACAGUGGCUGGAGGAGGCCUACCAACAUGUUGUCAGACUGAAGGAGAUCGCUCUGGAAGCUGGUUCAGUGUCCACUCAUGUCCACCUGGACUUCCUGAUUGAGAAGAUGAAGGAGAAAGGAGACACAGAGAAGGUCCGGGAGCUGGAGGAGAUGGAGAGAAGGAUGGAUGAAGGAACCAGAGCAGCAGUGCAGUACGUUGUUGUUUCACAGCAGUUAGUGUAAAAGUUGGGAGACCAUACUGAACAA
This is a messenger RNA of Stegastes partitus (bicolor damselfish), 1629 nucleotides long. Its product is annotated as myosin-6-like. The transcript is spliced from 2 exons. Gene Ontology annotation, molecular function: GTP binding. NCBI's taxonomy places the organism in Eukaryota, Metazoa, Chordata, Actinopteri, Pomacentridae. The annotation marks the transcript as partial. The record is from RefSeq and is a predicted model, not a curated record.